Messenger RNA from Erinaceus europaeus (western European hedgehog), 820 nucleotides. RefSeq names its product nudix hydrolase 1 (gene NUDT1). The record is from RefSeq and is a predicted model, not a curated record. The coding region runs from base 206 to 667 and encodes 153 amino acids. Lineage: Eukaryota; Metazoa; Chordata; Mammalia; Eulipotyphla; Erinaceidae. Gene Ontology annotation, molecular function: 8-oxo-7,8-dihydroguanosine triphosphate pyrophosphatase activity. Gene Ontology annotation, biological process: DNA protection. The transcript is spliced from 4 exons.
CGAAUGCCAGGGACGGGCCCCCGAUGCCGACCCGGCCCGGCCCUCCCGGUCAGUCCAGUGAGCGGCGACGCCAAGGACCACGGGACAGGCCCUGCCGUGGCCUCGCCGUGCCGGGGCUGAGCGGCCCGCACCGGCCACCUGUCACCUUCAACACAGGCUCUACACCCUGGUCCUGGUGCUGCAGCCUCAGCGCAUUCUCCUGGGCAUGAAGAAGAGGGGCUUCGGAGCCGGCCGCUGGAAUGGCUUCGGUGGCAAAGUGCAGGAAGGAGAGAGCAUCGAGGACGGAGCCAGGAGGGAGUUGCAGGAGGAGAGUGGGCUGACAGCAGGUACCUUGCACAAGGCCGGCCACCUGGUGUUCGAGUUUGUGGGCAUCCCCGAGCUGAUGGACGUGCACGUCUUCUGCACUGACAGUGCCCAGGGCACCCCCCAGGAGAGCGAUGCGGCUCUGGGGAGGUCACCAGCACCCACCCAGCUGACCACACCUGGCCUCCCAGAGAUGCGCCCUCGGUGGUUCCACCUGGACCAGAUCCCCUUUGGGGACAUGUGGCCGGACGACAGCUACUGGUUCCCGCUGCUGCUGCAGAGGAAAAAGUUCCAGGGCCACUUCAAGUUCCAGGGCCAUGACACCAUCCUGGACUACAGGCUGCAGGAGGUGGACACCUUCUAGGACCAGGGGACAGGCCUCCCGCCAAGAGACCUGGCCAGGGUUCUCCUAGGCUCCUGCUUGCCCACCACCCAUCAUGGCAAAGGGGCCCAGGGCGGCUACAGAGGCUUCUUCAGUGCUCCAGGCACAAUAAAGCCGUGGACUGUUUGUAAACAA